GGGAUGAGGGGUGAAAGGCCGCGGCCACUUCGGGGGGGCAAAAUGGCGACCAGAUUGAGCGGCGGAGAGAAUCGGCUGGUGUCACUGCCGUUGUCGCGCAUCCGCGUCAUCAUGAAGAGCUCGCCGGAGGUGUCCAGCAUCAACCAGGACGCGCUUUUCCUCACCGCUAAGGCCACGGAGCUUUUCGUUCAGUAUUUGGCGUCGUACUCCUACAAACACGGCAGAGGCAAGGAGAAGAACGCCCUCACGUACAGCGACCUGUCUCACACUGCAGAAGAGUGUGAAACCUUUCAGUUCCUUGCAGAUAUCUUGCCAAAGAAAAUCCUAGCUAGCAAAUACCUAAAAAUGCUUGAAAAAGAGAAGCGAGAUGGAGAACUGGGGAAAUGUGAUGAAGAGGACGACGAAGAAGAGGAUGAUGAUGAAGCUGUGGGUGAAGCUGUUGGAUCUUAAGGCUAGUGAAGAGCUACUUCAUAGUUGAUCCAUUUUCUGUUGUAUAAAGGAUGUUAUUUUUGUGACUGAGAAUCCAGAUGCUGGAUAUAUUUAUAUACUGAGCCAUCUGCUUUUGCUCUAAGAAGUUGAAAAAUUGAACUGUGUAUUUCCUGAAGAAUGGAAUUCUUCCCUCAGAAACAUGGUGGCAAGAGAAGCACUAAUGUAAAUGUGACAGCAGAACUUGCUCAGAUGACCGAAAAUGACUUCUUCAGACAAUCAUUAUCCAAACGUACAAUUCCUUACGGGCAGCUCUCAGUCCAAAAGCUCUUUUGCUCUUUAGAAGGGAGCUCUUCCCCAGUUUGUGUUUCUCAGGUGAAGGGAGGGUUUUUACCCAGGAUCUGCUACUCCUAGUCCUCAUCUGCUUGAGGAGCCAGUAAGUGAUCCAACCCUUCCGCAGCUUUCUGGAACAGUGGCAGGACAUUAGUAGUGGACCAAGCCCAAUUUUGAUAAGUGUUCUGUUUUGGUUUUGAUUUAGCUUUAAAAAGAAAAAAUAAUAAAGCUCUUGCUGUAAUGGAGCCUAAACUGGCACGUCUGCCAUUUACAGAAACUGAGUAGAGGACGAGAGCCAUUCCAACAGGGAACGUGUUUCAGCAGCUGUGCUGAUGAGCAGUAGAAGCCAUCGAUGAUAACGUAAAUGUGUGCAGAAGCUUUUCUCUGCAGUCAGUUCUUCACGCUUGCGGUUUGUCCACGGCGCUCUAACAAAGCAUGAGUUGAUUGAAGUCUGUUAAAUGUGGAUUGUUGAGAGUGAGCAACCCUUUCCCACUUGAGUGACAGAGCUGCGUGGCUGAAUUUUCUUUGUUUUUUACUUUACAAACAACUGUCCUGUGUACAACUUUAUAUGCGACUUUUUACAAUAAAUAUUUUUAGGAAAAAGUGA
This is a messenger RNA of Lagopus leucura (white-tailed ptarmigan), 1366 nucleotides long. It is a transcript of the gene CHRAC1, whose product is annotated as chromatin accessibility complex subunit 1. NCBI's taxonomy places the organism in Eukaryota, Metazoa, Chordata, Aves, Galliformes, Phasianidae. Gene Ontology annotation, cellular component: nucleus; CHRAC. Bases 4 to 450 code for a protein of 148 amino acids. Gene Ontology annotation, molecular function: protein heterodimerization activity. The transcript is spliced from 3 exons. The record is from RefSeq and is a predicted model, not a curated record.